CAUGGUCGGUCGGUUUCACUUCUUUGUUUUCUCGAGUUCCUGCACCGCAGCCACAGAGAGACAGUCACACACACACACACACAGGCACCCGAUGUGUUGGCACUAUGACCGACUGACCGCAAUUCUGGCGUCCAUUUGCUGCUGCCUCGUCUGCAGCUUCUCCUCUAGCUGAGCCGACAUCUCUGCCACCUGCAUGGAACCAACCCACACACACACGGCCCCUCUCCAUGCAUCAUGAACACACGCACGGACGCCCAUCUCUCCCACUUUUCUCCUGACGAUCUCGGCCAACAUGGGGUCGCUCGGCAGCUCGGGCUCUGCAGCAGACACAGACAUACACACGAGACACCUGCAAACACUUCGCUCACCAGGGAUGGUCUCGUCUUUGUGCUGUGUCUCUUCAGAUGGCUCCUCAGGGGCACCCUCGGCAGCAGCGGCAGCAGAUGGCUGCUCCUGGGACACAAGACAAUGAGACACUCGGCACGUCGCAAAGAUGAUUUGUCGAUUUUCUUGUAGUUCACCUCCUGAGUGGCGGCUUGUGUGGUCGGCUGCUGUGGGGGUGUCACCUCGACCGCAUCAGCCAGAGGGGGUGGGGGGAACGGCUGACAACACACAUGAGGACUCACGCAACGGAAGCAUGUGUGUGUGUGUGUGUCUCUGACGCUGUCUACUGUGUGUCAGGUUAGGUCAGUCACCUUUUCCACUUCGAGUUCCAUCUCGACCACCUCCAGCUCUCGAGGAUACACAAGGCAGUACUGAUACAACUUGUAAUGCUUGAAAUACCUGCACACAGCAGACAGACACCUGCACCUGUCUGUCUGUCGGUCUGUCUGUCGGUCGGUCUGUCUGUCUGUGUCUCCUUCAUCCUUUCCUGACGUACGUGUCGGUGGCGAAUUUGGUCAGCAGCUUCGCCUCAGGGACAGAAAAGACGCCGAGAGAGUUGGGCGGGGCCUCGAGUGAGUGAUGCAGCAUGCUCUCCUGGAAGACCUUGAAGGCCUCAUCCACCGUGAGCCGCCCCCCACGGUACUCACUCGUCUGCGCGACGAGAGGGCGUUCAUGCCAUCCAGGCUGCGUGUGGUCUCUCUGGUAACGCGCCUGCGAUGGGUUCUGCAUGGCAUCGAGGACCUUCUUCAUGACAGCGACAAAGACAGCAGCCUUCUCGGCGCUUAGACACAGCUCCUCGCAAUACCUACACACACAAGAGCAUUGUCAGGCAGAGAAAGAUCUCACUGCAGUGCAAGCAUGGACAUACCCAAUGUGGAAGUGAUGAAAGUCCACCAUCACAGGGGCCCUCGAGUCCUUGGCCACGUCUGCCGCCGUCAGCCCCAGCAUCUCCGUCAGCUGCUCCUUCUGCUCGUACACGUCUUUGCAUGACCAAAGGGCGGAGAUGUCCUCCUUCGUGAGCAACAGCUGUAGCCCUGUUGAGAGGGUGGUGGGCUCUUCUUGCUCGGCAUCGGCGACGCCUUCCUCUGCCAUUUCUUUUUUUCGCGCAAAGACU
Molecule: messenger RNA, 1498 nt
Organism: Vitrella brassicaformis
Lineage: Eukaryota; Vitrellaceae
Source: the annotation of a GenBank genome assembly